Molecule: messenger RNA, 5884 nt
Organism: Pangasianodon hypophthalmus (striped catfish)
Lineage: Eukaryota; Metazoa; Chordata; Actinopteri; Siluriformes; Pangasiidae
Gene: zmym4.1
Product: zinc finger MYM-type containing 4, tandem duplicate 1
Exons: 28
Coding region: 209-5011 (1600 amino acids)
Molecular function (GO): zinc ion binding
Source: RefSeq, a predicted model, not a curated record
UGCAGAGGCGGGGAGUGUACAACAACAACAACGUGCGGAAGUAAUUUAGCGGGAGUUCACCACGCUCUAGUCCCUAAUCUCCAGCGUAUGUUUACUCAUAGCUUCGCACGGUGUGCAGAUUAUUGUGCAGAGCGUGUGCAUGGGCCAUCCUGUGUGACUGCAAGCUGGCUGAGACUUCUAAAAUAUAUAAAAAGAGACAGAUACACAGAUGGACACUGCUUUGCCUGUUGAAGAGGACUCUGCCAGUGUAGGUGCUGUAGAUCACACAAAUGAUUCACAGGAUACACAGAAUACACAAAGUUCCUCCAGCCAGGAACUCAGGCAAAAGGAGGACUGUGAGAAACAUAGGCAUGAAAGUCAGGAGGAGGGUGAAGUACUAGAGAUGGAUGAGAAAGACCAUCAGAUUAGCCAUGAAGAAGAUAAAGAAAAAAAGCCUGAAAUUGAGGGGACGAGUCCACAAGGAACAGACAUACAUGGAACAGACAUACAAGAAGAGCAUAUGGAGUCAAAGCAUCAAAACUGUGGGCAAGAACUGACAGAACGUGAGGACAUACCUGAGGAGAAGAAUAAUACAAGCCAGGAGGAGGAAGAGGAGAAGGUACCACAGGUAACUUCUGAUCUAAGCCUCCAGCAAGAGCCUGAUAGCGAUUUGAAGGAAGAGAGCACUGAGCAGGAGCACACUGAAUUGAAACAGAAAGAUAAAAAGCUGGAGAAGAAUUUCAUUGACAACAAGAAGGAUGAAGAAAAAGAGGUGGAUGAAAAAAAUAUGGAGGCAAUGGAGCAUCAGGUGGUGCAGGAGACAUCAGAGGAAAAGAACAACAAAACAGAAGAAAUGGAGCACGAUAGUUCAGAGCAAUAUCAGGAACCCAAAGACAAGCAAGUAACUGAAGAGAACAAACAGGAUGGUUUAGUUGGGACAGUUAUGCCUGAAGUAGAGGACAUAAAGAACGACAGCUCUGCUGGAAUAGCAAUGGAUGUCGGUGACGCAGAAGAGAAGAUGCAGGUGGAUGAUCCAGAAGAUGCAGAACCUUUUGUGAACGUAGUCUCAGUUGAAGCCAAAGCCGAAAGCCCGUUUGAAGAGCAAAGUUCUGAGUUGGUUUCUAAAAGCUCAUCACAAGACUCGUCUGACAGUUUGAAUAAAACAGAAAACCAUUCAAAUCAGGAUUUGAAGGAUUGGGCGAAGGAACUACCAGCACACACACCAGAGCAUUCUGUUCAUCCUGAAACAGAGGCUGAGAAAAAGAUGGCUCCUCCCACUUCUGGCUCCCCUCUUGUGAAGAUCAAGGAUGAACCAAUGGAUGAGGAAUAUGAGAAAGCUCUUGGUCCUCAGGCUCCAGCUGGAAAGAUAAAGGACGAACCAGACACAUCUGAAGAAUUUGGCCAGAAGACCUCAGAGCAGAUAAAGAUCAGCGCUGUGUUCUCCGUCGGUGGAAGCUCUACGUCAUUAGGCUCUCCAGCUGUGGCUGCUGCAGCAAAUGCACCAUCCAACGCCUCAGUGCCCAUCUCGAAUCUAAACUCUGCCACAUCUCUGUGUGUGGUGUGUUCAGGCUGUAAAAAAAUCCUACUUAAAGGCCAGACAGCUUUCCAGCGUAAAGGCAGCCCUCAGCUUUACUGCUCACCUCGCUGCCUCUGCAGCAGCGCAUCCACCGAGUCUGUGCCCCUGCCUAGCUCUAAAAAAACCUGUCAUUACUGCCUCAAGGGCAUUCCCAACCCAAAGGAUGUAAUCAUUGCCCCUGUGGAUUCGGCAAAGUCACUAAAGGAUUUCUGCAGUCAGAAAUGUCUCAGCGCCUUUAACUACAAGAGGGAUAGUGCAAAUUCUGCGCUUGCAACGAAAUGCAGCAUGUGUCAAAAAGCAUGCACUAUUCGCCAUGAGGUGAACUUCAUGGGCAGUGUCCAUAAGCUUUGUGGUGACGCCUGCUUUCACAAGUUCCGCGCCUCCAAUAAGCUCAGUAUGAACUGCUGCGUAACUUGUGGAGGAUACUGCUACAGCGGCGAGGGCAAAAGUCCAUCUUUGUUAGUCGAUGGCACUACUAAGAAGUUUUGCAGCCAGAACUGUAUCUCCACAUUUAAGAAGAAGUACACGAAGGUUGUGCCUUGCACGAUGUGCAGAGUUUAUCGUACCAUAACAGAAAUGGUGGAAAACAUAAAUUCAGAGGGCAGCACAGAGCUGUUCUGCUCCUCUGCAUGUGUGACUGCUCACAAAGUGCAGACGGUCAGCUCAUCAGGUUCUGCUCUGGAAUGCAACCACUGUAAGAAGGUUCUAGUGCCUCAGUAUCACCUCGCCAUGUCCGAUGGUUCCAUCCGCAACUUCUGCUGCUUCACCUGUGUUAUAUCGUUUCAGGAUGCCUUCAACAAGACAAAUACUCAGAGCAACCAGCUGAAUGUUGCUCCUUCUCUGAGUACUGCUCACUCGAAGUCUGCUCCCGCAGUGCAGUCUGUAUCUGCAGAGUCCAGCUCACCCAACUUAACCCAAUGCCCAUCAGUGACCAAAUUCUCCUGCGCACAGUGUCAGCGUUUAUUCUUCUCCAAGCCUGAGCUGCUGGAGUUUAAGGGAAAAAUGUACGUGUUCUGUGAUAAGACUUGCAUUGAUGAGUUCAGGAGGACCCACUACAUCAUGGCACAGUGUGUGUACUGCAAAAUCGAAAAGGUGGUGAAGGAGGUGAAGAGGAUUAACAAUGUGGACUGCUCGUUCUGUAGUGAAGGCUGCAAACUUCUCUACAAGCAUGACCUUGCUAAACGCUGGGGAAAGAGGCACUGUCGCAACUGCCUCUACUGCAGCAGCACUUCCCAGACUGUAAUGACCAGCAUCUUUUCUGGUAAACAAGAGGAGUUCUGUGGGAAUGAAUGCCUCUCCCAAUACACAUUGUUAUUCUGUGAGGUGGCCAAAUGCAGCAUGUGCAAGCGUUCCAGGAAGAUGACUGAGUCAGUAAAAUGGCUGAAUGAAAUGAAGCACUUCUGUAAUCUGAAGUGUCUGAAGUACUUCUGCAGCCAGCAAGCAUGCACUACAGCCUCUCCUGUAACUGCAGCCAAAACUUCUCAUACACAAGCCUCGACAGUGCCAAUCUCCAUAGCACCUGCAACCCAUUCCAGCGUCACCAACAUAACAACUCUCUCAUCACUGGCUCCAAAAGAGGCCACGCCUGUUAUCGCCAAUGUUAUAUCACUAUCAAAUGCCACCAAUGGACAGCCUAGUGUCCUGGGAAGUGCAGCACUGCAAGGAACCGUCCCUGCUGUUGUGAAGCUGUUAGGACAUGCCAGCACACAGACGGAUAGUGUGAAGCCACCCUCCGCUCCGCCGAGAAUCCUGAAGAACAAAGCUUUGCUCUGCAAACCAAUGAACCAGAAUAAGGGCACGUCCUGCAAACCCAACACUUCUGAUAUUAACACACAAACAGAUGAAACCCCACCUAAAGUAAUAGUGUUACCCUUACCGGUGCCGGUGUUUGUUCCUGUGCCUAUGCACCUCUACACACAGUACACACCACACCCUGUUGGACUUCCUUUUCCGGUGCCAGUGCCCAUGUUUCUGCCCACUACUCUGGACAGCGCUGAGAGAAUAGUGGAGACAAUUCAGAAGAUAAAAGAGAGAAUUCCAGACAACCCACUGGAGGCCGACCUGAUCAUGAUGGCAGAGAUGGUGGCAGAGGACAGUGAGAAGGACAAAGCUGUCUCCCAAGGAGACCAGGAUGAUAAUUUUAUAGAAGAUUUCGACUUGGAAGCCCUCUCCAGCCACCUAAGUUGGGAAGAUGACAGCAUCUCGAGUGCCUCCCGAUGGGGACGUAGCUCAGAGUCCGAAAAAGUGGCUCCAUCCAGACAGGUACAGCAGUCUCCCAGCCCACCCCCACAAGAGCCACAAAUGGACCUGGAGGCAGAUUUUCCAGUCGAGAGCUUUGAGCAUUUGGAACACCGCACACCAGAGGACAAGUCCGUAACUACCACCAGACCGAAAACACGCAAGAAGAACCGUGAUUGUUUCUCUCCGAAAAAACGAGCCCGUAAACGUACAGAAGCUCCUCAGUCAUCAGCAGCUGAUGUUCAGCACCCGACCAGAGUGCACACUGAGUACGGCGUUCAGGCGUGGAAGAGCUGGGUACGCUGGAGGGAAACGCAGCCUAAUAUGGAGAUGCCCAAACUUGGCUCACGGAACAUUACAAUAAAGGAGGACCUGUUACAGUGCAGCACGGCUGAGCUAAGUUACGGCCUAUGCAAGUUCGUCGAUGAAGUUCGCCGCCCCAGUGGAGAAAAGUACAGUCCAGACAGCAUCUAUUACCUCUGCUUAGGUAUUCAGCAGCACCUUUUUGAAAAUAGCAGAAUGGAGAACAUCUUUGCUGACUGGUUCUACACUAAAUUCAGUCAAACUAUGUCCAGUUUACUGAAAGACUGGAAACCCACUAUACUUCCCAGUGGCUACGUGCACUCUCGAGUGGAAGAAGAAUAUCUGUGGGAGUGUAAGCAGUUGGGCGCUUUCUCACCGAGCGUGCUCCUCAACACUCUGCUUUACUUCUGCACCAAGUUCUUCAACUUUAAGACUGUAGCACAGCACCAGCGCCUUUCCUUCGCCCACAUCAUGCGCUGCACUCGUUCACACAGCAAUGGGAGCAAGAUGUCCUGCCUCCGCUUCUACCCUCCUGUGCACAAAGAAAACAAAAACACAUCGAAUGAAGAUACAGAUGGAGUCCCUGCCAAGAGGAAAAGAGAAGAGGAAGAGGAGGAAGGAGUGGUGCUGGAGAUGCAGGAGAAUACAGAAAACCCUCUCCGCUGUCCUGUUAGACUCUAUGAGUUCUAUCUCUCCAAAUGCUCAGGCAUGGUGAAGCAACGCACGUCUGUCUUUUAUCUGCGUCCCGAGCGCUCGUGUGUCCCCAACAGCCCCUUGUGGUUCUCCCACAUGUCACUGGAUGAUGGGGAGUUGGAGAGCAUGCUCACUCGUAUCCUCACCGUUCGAGAGAUCCACCUGGAGAGAGAGAAGCCCCUGAACGUGUCUGAACCAGAGAACCAAUCUGAUUCAGAAUAAUCCAACUCGUACUUUUACAGACUACAGGCUUUAAAACAGUGGAGCUCUUAUCUUCUAGCAGGAGGAGAUAAAAUCCUCUGGAAAGGGUCUUUUUAUGUUACAUAGCCACUUUGUGCUGUGCUGAGUGCUUGCUGUGGUUGUUAUGCUGGCGGAGACGUUGAGGACGUAGCAGUGCUCGGUAAUGAGAACGUGGCUGGACUCCAAAUCCAUGAGUGCACAAUCUUCAUUUCAGUUCUGUAGAUCAUUCUGCGGUGCUUAUUGUUCAGUUUUCUGUUUAUCAUUGUGUUCAAAAUGGUUCACAUUUAUGUAAUAAAACAUCACAUUAUCUGAAAUCACACCAUUAUAACAUCUGACACAUUUGAAGAGUCGCUUCGGUUCCGAGUGGCAAAGCAUGAUACUAACUGUUGUAUAGUGCUUUUCAAUUACCUGCGUGUGUAAGCUAAUUUAUAUACAUUGUGAAAACCAUUCAGUCACUUCUUGUGGUAUUCAGCAACACUACAAUAGAUUGUCUGUUUCAGAGUUUGACCCAUUUUUGUCAGAGUAUGUAUUAUGUUUUUCAAUCUGUGUUUUGUUUGAUUUUUUGAAAUCAGACCCUGUCUCAAUGCGUGUCUCAGAAUGCCUCCACACUUCUCUCAGAUUGAGUUUGAGUCCACAUUUUAUUUUGUUUCUUUUCUUUUUUUUUUUUUUUUUUAAUGGCUAAAAACCAUGAGCCAGCAAAUCCUUUUAAUAAUUCAAACAAUUAAUAUGAAAAAAAAUAUAUCAUGUUUCAUGAUUUUUGAAAAAAAAAAUAAUAAAAAUGAAAUACUAAUGAAGCUUUUCUCUGCGGUGCUACAGGAUACAUCAUAUUUUGUUAUUUCGGUGAUGUCACUGCAC